Messenger RNA from Hyaena hyaena (striped hyena), 709 nucleotides. RefSeq names its product SPC24 component of NDC80 kinetochore complex (gene SPC24). The record is from RefSeq and is a predicted model, not a curated record. Lineage: Eukaryota; Metazoa; Chordata; Mammalia; Carnivora; Hyaenidae. Bases 23 to 616 code for a protein of 197 amino acids. The transcript is spliced from 5 exons.
CGGGAUUGGUCCGCGCGUAGUCAUGGCGGCCUUCCGCGACAUGGAAGAGGUGAGCCAGGGGCUGCUGAGCCUCCUGGGCGCCAACCGCGCGGAGGCUCAGCAACGGCGGCUGCUGGGGCGCCACGAGCAGGUGGUGGAGAGGCUGCUGGAGACGCAAGACAGCGUCGAACAACGGCUGCAAGAGAUCCUCGCCGCGGAGAAAGAAGUGGCCCAGAGCCUUCUGGAUGCGAAGGAGCAGGCGCACCAGGGAGGUGCCGAGUUGCAGCAGCUCGAAGCUGAGCUUCAGAAGGCCGGCGAGGAGGACACCCGUCUGAAGACCAGCCUCCUUCAGCUCACCAGGGAGCUGGAGGAGCUCAAGGAGACCGAGGCCAGCCUCGAGAGGCAGGAGAGGGAAGUGGAUGAAGACACGACUGUCACCAUCCCUUCGGCCGUGUAUGUGGCCCAGCUUUAUCGCCAAAUUAGCAAAAUUGAGUGGGACUAUGAGUGCGAGCCAGGGAUGGUCAAGGGCAUUCAUCACGGCCCCAGUGUCGCCCAGCCUGUCCACCUGGACGGCACUCAGCUCUCCAAGAAGUUCAUCAGCGACUAUCUCUGGAACUUGGUGGACACGGACUGGUAGCCGGGAGCCUCGGGUCCGCAUCUGCACACGGGACGAGUCAGCUGUGCCUCAGCGCUGAGAGGGGCUGAAAAUUAAAUGUUUAUACAUACGUGA